This is a messenger RNA of Polyodon spathula (Mississippi paddlefish), 1553 nucleotides long. RefSeq names its product ferroptosis suppressor protein 1-like. Gene Ontology annotation, molecular function: electron-transferring-flavoprotein dehydrogenase activity; flavin adenine dinucleotide binding. The record is from RefSeq and is a predicted model, not a curated record. Bases 331 to 1452 code for a protein of 373 amino acids. Gene Ontology annotation, biological process: positive regulation of apoptotic process; apoptotic mitochondrial changes. The transcript is spliced from 9 exons. Gene Ontology annotation, cellular component: cytoplasm; mitochondrion. NCBI's taxonomy places the organism in Eukaryota, Metazoa, Chordata, Actinopteri, Acipenseriformes, Polyodontidae.
CGUGACUAAGCAGUAUUACACCAUUCCAGUCUGCAUUGUUGUGUAUGGUUAAUACAGUGAAAGCACUGAGUUAUGUUAUACUGCAGUCAUACUGUAUCUCAGGCGCCGUAGUGCUGGCAGUGUGCACGCCGUUUUGUGCUCUGUGUUGUAUGCAGUCGUGUGUACCUCGAUUGAAACGGUGUCGCUUUACCAGCACACACUUUAAUUAACAACAUAAAACUACAAUUAAAUAUUUUUCUUUUUGGUUCGUUUGUUUGUUUUUUUUUAAUAACCGUUGCUUUGACUGGACUGAAGAGGUUGCUGCUGUGUGACGGGUAGCUCCAGUUCAGUAUGGGAGCUCACCUCUCUGUGGACCCCAGUGUCCACGUCGUGAUCGUGGGCGGCGGGUUUGGGGGGAUUGCGGCAGCCCGGGAGCUCAAGAGCAAGGGGGUCCCCUUCACCCUGCUGGACCUCAAGGAUGCCUUCCACCACAACGUAGGGGCACUGCGGGCCUCGGUGCAGACAGGGUUUGCGCGGAAGACUUUUAUACCCUACGCAGCCACGUUCGGAGAAAGUUUCAAGCUGGGCAGGGUGGUCAGGAUCGACCUGGAGACACAAGCAGUGGUUCUGGAGGGAGGAGAGGAAUUGAAGUUCUCUCACCUCAUCCUGUCCACCGGCAGCGAGGGAGAUUUUCCGGGCAAAUUUAUCGAACCGGUUACCAUGGAAACAGCCAUCCAGCAGUAUGAAGACAUGGUGAAGGAGGUUCAGGCUGCAGAGAGGAUCGUGGUGGUCGGAGGGGGGUCUGCAGGAGUGGAGAUGGCUGCUGAGCUCAAAACAGACCAUCCCAGUAAAGAGGUGACUCUGAUCCACUCCCACGUGGCCCUAGCUGAUGUGGAGUUGCUCCCUAGUGUGCGGCAGGGAGUGAAGGAGGGGCUCCUACAGAAGGGGGUCCAGCUGCUGCUGAGUGAGAAGGUGAGUAACCUGGCUGAGCUCUCCAUCAACGUGACCCAGAAGGGCAUGAAGGUAUUGACGGACAAGGGGUCGGAGGUCACGGCUGACCUCAUUAUCCGCUGCACAGGGAUCCGCGUGAACUCUGCAGCGUACAGCUCCGCUCUGGGGGACAGGCUGGCGGAGAACGGCGCACUGAGGGUCAACGCUUACCUGCAGGUGGAGGGGCUCCAGAACGUGUACGCCAUCGGAGACUGCGCCCACCUGCAGGAGCUCAAAAUGGCAUACCACGCGGGACUGCACGGGGCCGUGGCAGCUGAGAACAUCAUCAACACCCUGAGAAACAAGCCACUGCGCUCCUACACGCCUGGCUGUCUGACCAUGCUGGUGACUCUGGGCCGGGAUGGUGGCGUCGGUCAGAUCAACGGCUACAAGGUGGGCAGCCUGGUGGUCAGGAUGGCAAAAAGCAAGGACCUAUUUGCAGGGAAGAGCUGGAAAAACAUGGAACAGUCCAUUCCACAGUGAACUGGGACCAGUAUCACAACUGGGAAUGGAGCGGCCUGCUCCCCGUAGAGUGUUUUUUUUUUUGUUUUUUUUUAUAAACUAAAUAAAAAGUUUGAUAUUCA